Molecule: messenger RNA, 1046 nt
Organism: Drosophila nasuta
Lineage: Eukaryota; Metazoa; Arthropoda; Insecta; Diptera; Drosophilidae
Exons: 3
Coding region: 10-918 (302 amino acids)
Source: RefSeq, a predicted model, not a curated record
UGCAACGCGAUGAAGCUGCCAGCGGACAACAUUAAAUCUCUACCAAUUGCACUUGCCACACUGCUGCUGCAACUUGUGCUCCUGCUGCCUGCCGCCAAAUCGCAACAUUACUAUCCACAUGCGCAUCGUCAGCUCUAUUACGAUUCACCGCCCGCUCGCCUCCGACGCUUUGAAUACGUUCCGAAUCCAUUUGUGGCUGGCUAUGUGGCGCCACCUGCCGUCCACUAUCAGCAACAGACACCCAACUUUCAGCUGAUCAACUAUCGUCCGAGCUAUCAACCCCUCGCCUUGGAAUACCAGCAACAACAGCCACCUGUGGCUCCACAAGCAGCUGCUGCUCCCGUUCCGGUGCCAGUUCCUGCACCAGCUCCCCCGCUGCCCUCGCUCUAUCCGCAGUCCAGUGUGCAGUAUCAGCAGCGUGCUGCUCCCCAGGCGGAGCUUGCCAAGUAUCGCUACGAGGGCAACUAUCUGCCCAUACAGCAGCGUGUGGCAGUUGCGCCGCGUCGCGUCGAGGAUCAGUUGUACAAUGUACCGCCUGCGCUCUUCACUAGCGAUGUGUUGCACGUGGUGCCAUCGCGUGCAGCAGCAGUGCAACAUCAGCAGGAAGCCCAUGCUCAAGCUCAAGCGCAAGCGGAUCGUCCGAGACGCUUUGCAGCGGAUGCGGUGGCUGCUGAAUCCCGCGCUGAUCACGCUACGCCAAGUCACGCCAAAGAAGUCAAAUACUUUCACGACAUUUUCAUGAGAUUUGAUGGACCCCAUGGACGUAGCAGUGGCCAUGUGGUGGAGCAUCCCCAUGCACAAGAACGUCGCUUUGAAACACAGCGCGGCACAAAUCGCUAUAAGGGGGAGGUCAUUUGGACGGAUCGUCGUGGGGCACAUGGCGAACAUCGUUGGGACAUGGCGCAGGGAAAACUCUAAGCUGCUCAACCAUAUUUACAUAAUUUACUUCCUUAACUCGAACUGCAUUUCUUCUCUCCCUCUUCCUCUAUCUCCUUCUCUUUCUCCCUCUCUUGCUCACUCUCUUCUAUUUAGCGGUACUUGUAUAA